AUGGUCAAAGCUCAAACUCGCGUUGAACUUCAGCGUGAAAAUGAUGUCACGUUCCAGCAACGCGGCCAGAAUGUAUCAUACCGCUACCAGUUCGACACAAAUGGUCGUCCGACUAUUCUGAAGUACCAGAGUGACCUCCAGGGCGCUAUUGCGCACCUGUACUGUGUCCGCGCUGUUCCGGGAUUGGUUCCAGCUACAGACCCGACGAUCAACCACAUCCAGUCACAGGAAGAGACCUGCGUUGCAGACUUGAUGCAGGCUUUCUUCGAUGUAAGCAGCGUGAAUGACAACCCUGGAUCAAAGGUCAUUUCGCACUGUACUCUCAGCGAAUCUUGUGUAUUCUCAGUCGAAUACGUGGAAGCUACCUGUCGUCUAGUGCACAGCAGACUCAUACUGCGCUGUCGUGAUGGUUUCCGUGGACACGAGAGCCGCGAUUGGCUCGGCACGCUUCAGUCAGGCGCCCAGCGUAGCUCAAUCGAAGAAGAUGAUAUCUCAGGCGAUUGCCAGACACGAUUUACAAAUGUCGUGACAUUGCUCCGAAAGUGGAAGUCAGUUUGCAAUUCGAUCAUAGGGUCCGCCUCAGAGAUUGAGGGACUGGUCAAUGCUCCUGCAACUAUGCUGGGCGCCAAACUCAGGUCGAAGCAGGGAAAUCUUACUAAGAAGGCGAAGAAAGAGAGGACCGAGAAUGCGUUGAAGGUUGCAGAGGAUAAAGUAGCUCAGUAUACGGCUGAGACCACGAGCGCGCCGAAGUCGACUCAACCCACCGGAGCUCUUCGCGGUCCCGGAUCCGCAAUCGCCCCGAAUGGAGCAGCCCAAAUGAAUCCUUCACAGGCAGGCGGUAGACCAUCUCCACUCUCGAACCAAGCCACCCUAUCAGACAUGGGCACUGACGUUGGACUCAUGUACGCAAUGGACAGGGUCAAGCAAGGCAGCAUCAAAUUCAACCGGAACAACUUCGCCGGCUAUCAAGAUGACUUUUCCGGAUUUGGUAUUGCAUCUACCUAUCAUCCAGGACGCUCAUCUGGGCCAUCUUCACAGCUGGACCGCUCAGUCGGUCCGGUCGCACAUCCUCUUUCCGGACCUCCAGUGCUGUUAAACGGAUCCAAACGCUCUCGUCAGCAGUCGACAGAGCCGGACGAGCAACCUCCUGCGCGCCGUCAGAAGCAUGAUGGUAACGGUGCUGACUCGCAUGACUUUGUCGACGAGGACAACCAUGACGCAGAGGAUGGUGACGUUGGUGACGACGCGUAUGCAGAACAUGAAAGCGUCACCACCGAUGAGUGGGAUAGCUAUGACGAAGCUCUGACAGGAUUCAAUUCCGAGGAGGGGGAGGAUCAGUGA
This is a messenger RNA of Parastagonospora nodorum SN15, 1341 nucleotides long. RefSeq lists its product as hypothetical. The record is from RefSeq and is a predicted model, not a curated record. The transcript is spliced from 3 exons. The coding region runs from base 1 to 1341 and encodes 446 amino acids. Lineage: Eukaryota; Fungi; Ascomycota; Dothideomycetes; Pleosporales; Phaeosphaeriaceae.